CGAAAGCAGAAUAAGCAGACGGCGGUAUAAAAAGCGUUCUCUGUAUUUGCAUGCACAACGGCGCGCUUUAAAUUAAAACAUUUCAAUAUUAAGCAUUUCGUUACAUAUACAGGCAAAAUGUUAAGUUUCUUGUUGCUGUGCGUAACUGGUUUAUCCUCAUUUUCAUCAGCCAACGGCGACUACGUCAAGUUCAGUGUCCCGGCUUUCCAGCCGGACGGCUUUCCGCCAUACGUCCUAAUCGAAGAACCCUUUAUAAAUGGAGGCAGCAAUGCACACCCCUUUAACGACGAGUUUGACACUGACUUAUGGCACAAAUCUCCUGUUGCCGAUGCUCUCGAACCGGGACAGAAACGGUGCCCCGUGGACGGUGAUCCUCACUGCCGUGACUGUGUGCCGGGAUACAAGGGUAGUGAUUUUGUGCAGACACAGUGCUGCUUCGCGCACCACUGGGCCUGGCAGAAUAAGCAAAGCCUCCGCGAUGUUCUGCCGUACCGCUUCCAUCUGGCACCGGUGAACCAAACGGAACCUGACUGGGAGAGACACGCGAACCCUGGCGAGAUAUGGCACGUGGAUGUGUGCACGAUGGAGCCCGUUGCGACCCUUCCGACGGGAGGCUACAUUCCAUGCCGCCAGCGCAACGCUUGUCCGGAUGUUAGAAAAGAUGGAACCAUAUAUUAACGUCCGCACGUUGGCGCCCUGUGACCCCGGUUACACUUUAGACAGACUUGGCAACGACACUGUUGUGACUGCGACUCGUUAUAUUUAUUUUCACUAAUUGUAACCUUUGUCUAUUUAUGCUUUUUCUUUCUGUCGUGUCUUAUCCAAUCUUUCCAUCGUGUAUACUGUACCGUUAUCGCGAGUAAAUUUUGACCGAUAAUGGUGUAUCGAA
Molecule: messenger RNA, 889 nt
Organism: Paramacrobiotus metropolitanus
Lineage: Eukaryota; Metazoa; Tardigrada; Eutardigrada; Parachela; Macrobiotidae
Exons: 2
Coding region: 118-678 (186 amino acids)
Source: RefSeq, a predicted model, not a curated record